Molecule: messenger RNA, 3158 nt
Organism: Punica granatum (pomegranate)
Lineage: Eukaryota; Viridiplantae; Streptophyta; Magnoliopsida; Myrtales; Lythraceae
Source: RefSeq, a predicted model, not a curated record
CAUGCGAAGGUAAGACGGCGAUUGCAAUUUUCAGUUUCCCUAAUCAUGGCGUGACCGGCCUUUGUCCCAUGCCAGAUGCAGCUGGAUCGAAAUUUCUCAUUUUGGCACGGACGUUUGUCCGACCGUAUUAUGCUACAACGUUUGGUGAGGGGGUCAAGAGUCACGGGUAUGGUAGGAAAAAUUGAAGGAAUGUGGUGCAGUUUAAAAAUCAACUCCAAACCCCCAACGAAGAAGAAGAUAUAGAAAUGUUCAUGCGGAGACAGGUGAGUGGACCCGUCAGCACCGCUCGGUUCCUAGGAAUUCACGCCCACCCUGCCAUCUCCUCCCUGUCCGUGUUCUUCUGCCUGCCUGUGUUUUCUUUGCUACUUCCGGGGAUUUUUGGAUGAUGUGGGUGUGGAAGUAGCAAUCCUGGGGGAGAGCGCAGUGGUGGUUGGUCAGUUAUCCUCGUCGAUAUUCAAUGAGCAUUACAAUCAAUAAAAAUGUUUGUAAAUGGUAAUAUAUGAGACUACUCUGUUCGGCGUGUUCGCUUCUAGUGAGUGCUAUAACGGCAAUUAAAAUGCUUGUGAGUGAGAAUUUUCGAUGUCAGUGCGCCAUUCUCUCUUUACACACUCUUCAAUUGUGAUGAUUGGGCAAUGCAGAAAGAUGCUUCCAUUGACUCCUCUCUCAUCCUUGAAACUAACUCUCACCCUUCUCCCACCCUUUUCCUCUCUCUCACACUCUUUCUUAUGUUACUACUUCUUCCUGUUGUCAUUUUCCCCUUGAAUUCAUGCCAAUAUAUAGCCUUUUCCCCUGCACAAUGUCAGUGGCUUCACCAAGUUCCAAUCUUCUCUCUUCCUCCCUCAUCUGUGAAGAGAACAAUCAGUACUUUGCUGUCAGAGAACUGCCAGGAACUAUAUCAGCAAUAGCCUUCCUCUGCAGCCAUGGCAAAUAAUUGUGUCUGGGGCAUGCUGUUUUGCGUGCUGCUGCUUUCGGUCUUUACCGAAUGCGCUCCCGAAGGGUCUCUGGUCACUCAUUUGCCUGGUUUUAACGGCAGUUUUCCUUCUAAACACUAUUCGGGAUACGUGGAGGUAGAUGGGAAGAAUCUAUUCUACUAUCUGGUAGUGUCGGAAAGGAGCCCGCCGCAAGACCCAGUUGUCCUGUGGCUCAACGGUGGACCUGGUUGCUCCAGCUUUGACGGUUUCAUUUAUGAACAUGGCCCUUUCAACUUUGAAGUAGGAAAGUCUGAAAAGGCCCUUCCAAAAUUGCAUCUAAAUGGAUAUAGCUGGUCCAAGGUAUCAAAUAUUAUUUACCUCGAGUCGCCUUGUGGAGUUGGCCUAUCUUACUCUUCAGACACUGGCAAGUAUGUUACAGGAGACCUAGACACUGCCUCUACCACACAUGCUUUCCUUCUGAAGUGGUUCAAGCUGUUCCCGGAGUUCAUCAACAAUCCUUUCUACAUCGCUGGAGAGUCCUAUGCUGGGAUCUAUGUGCCAACUCUUGCAGCUGAAUUGGCAAAAGGAACUAAGAGAGGAGUGAAGCCAAUCAAUUUCAAGGGUUACAUGGUGGGGAACGGGGUCACGGAUGAGAAAUUUGAUGGCACCGCACUGGUACCAUUUGCUCAUGGAAUGGCACUGAUAUCGGAUGAUAUCUUUAAUGAAGUAUAUAAUAGCUGUGGUGUACUCUACUACAAUAACAAUAGUGAAACCUGUUAUGCUAGCCUCGAAAAAGUAAGCCAGGCAAUUGCAGGUCUAAACAUUUAUGACAUCCUCGAGCCUUGCUACCAUUACCCGGGUUCUGCAAAGAAAGAGGAUGCAAAUGAAAGCACAUCCUUGCCCUUAAGCUUCCAGAUGUUGGGAGGUACUGAGAGGCCGCUCGCUGUGCGUAAAAGGAUGUUUGGCCGUGCUUGGCCUCUUUGGGCGACUGUUAAGGACGGCCCUGUUCCUUUGUGGCCCCAGUUGGCUGAGAAGUACCAUGUUGCUUGUAUUAAUGACGACGUUGCAACUACAUGGCUUAACAAUGCAGAAGUCCGAGAAGCAAUCCAUGCCGCCCCAGUGAAUGUUUCUGGUCCUUGGGAGCUAUGCACCAGAAAAAUCUCGUAUAACCAUGAUGCCGGCAGUAUGAUUCCUUACCACAAGAACUUGACUUCUCUGAAUUACCGAGUCCUCAUCUAUAGCGGGGACCAUGACAUGUGCGUUCCAUACACUGGAAGCGAAGCAUGGACUCGAUCACUCGGGUAUAAGACCUCGAGCGCAUGGAGGUCCUGGUGGUCUAAUAACCAAGUAGCUGGGUAUCUACAAGAAUAUGACAACAAGCUCACCUUCCUUACGAUCAAAGGAGCUGGGCAUACUGUGCCAGAAUACAAGCCAAGCGAAGCACUGGAUUUCUAUACACGCUGGUUGGACAGGAAGCCGAUAUAAGAUUGGCUGAAAGCUUCAUCCUUUUUCAUUUCCAUCGACUGAAACAUCACUUCAAUGACCUAAGUGUACUUUAUAACCAAAAAGAAUUAGUAAUUAUAUGAAGAGCAUUUCCAAAAGUCCAUCUCGUAACUUCUGAUCUAUUCCCUACUUGAACAGAAAAGCAAACGAGAAAAAGGGAUGAAAGGAAUGGUGGGGUGACGUAUGAAUGAGUAGGAAGGAAACCAUUACCGGAGAAGAAGCUUAACAGUAAAGGCUCGAAACUUAACGGUGCCCAGCCAAUGUUGUGCUUCGAUGUAUGUUCAAUACAGCAUGUCAUGGAGAUAUACUGAAACGAUAACAUCAUUCUAACUUGAUCCAGCAACCCAGUACUAAUUCCCGAACAUUGCCCGUGAUUCCACCGCAUAUGCAAGAAUGUUUUCAGAGACAAGUCGAAUAUGAAUACAGAUUUCCAACGUAAAAGCAGAACAUACCAUUUACAAUAUGACAUUGUCGCAAGAGGAGGGUCCUGCACGUUCCACAGACAUGCCAACAUAGGCCGGCCUAGGCCCCAUUGGGAACAAUUUCAACAACUGGAAAGCAAAAGGACAAUGAAAGUGGUCAAGAGAUAUUUUUUUACCCAUGAUCACAUUGAACUCAUAAUUGUGAAGCUAAUAGCUUCCCGCUGAAGCAUCGAACACGCUCAAAUACAUCUCCAAGCAAGUAAUCGGUGCGCAGCAUUUGAGCAUGUUCCCCAGGACUCAUAGACUAGUUGGAUUGGAAAGC